AUGGCCCUGGAUUCCAUCUCCAGUACCGGGGAAGAGGAGAAAAUGACGCGUAAACCCAACACUUGGCCAGGAGUCCGCGAAACUCUCGAGCCAGUCUCUCGAGAUCCAUUCAGAGCUCCGACGAGCGAGCCGGCGGUCAUAGCCCCAGGCAAGGAGACCCCCGGGGGCGCCGCCGCGACUCUAAACCCGAAGUGUCACCGGGAACAGGUUACAGUUCUUUGCAAAAUGUGUUGGACUGGUAAUGCAGUUUUCUUGCCUUUUGAUAGCUGUUCAAGAAAGAGAACCCUUGGUAUGGUGAAGAGUCUUCUGCCCGUGCUGGACUGGCUCCCCAAGUACCGAGUCAAGGACUGGCUGCUCAGUGAUGUCAUUUCAGGAGUUAGUACUGGACUAGUGGGUACCCUGCAAGGAAUGGCGUAUGCUCUGCUAGCUGCAGUUCCUAUUGAAUAUGGUCUCUACUCUGCCUUUUUUCCUAUCCUGACAUACUUUAUCUUUGGAACAUCAAGGCACAUCUCAGUUGGACCUUUCCCUGUGGUCAGUUUAAUGGUGGGAUCUGUUGUUCUAAGCAUGGCCCCCGAUGAACGUUUUAUCACUCCCAGCAGUAAUGGAAGUGCACUGAAUACAACCAUGCUAAACACCAUAAACACUGAGGCCAGAGAUGCAGCAAGAGUAUUAACUGCAAGCACUCUUACGCUUUUGGUUGGAAUUAUACAGCUUGUGUUUGGAAGUCUGCAGACUGGAUUCAUAGUGAGGUACUUGGCAGAUCCUUUGGUUGGUGGAUUCACAACAGCUGCUGCCUUCCAAGUGCUGGUCUCACAGCUAAAGAUUGUCCUCAACGUUUCAACCAAAAACUAUAAUGGAGUCCUCUCCAUUAUCUAUACUCUGAUUGAGAUUUUUCAAAAUAUUGGUAAUACCAAUCUUGCAGAUUUCAUUGCUGGAUUACUUACCAUCAUCAUCUGUAUGGCAGUUAAGGAAUUAAAUGAUCGAUUUAAACACAAAAUCCCAGUCCCUAUUCCCAUAGAAGUAAUUGUGACAAUAGUUGCCACUGCCAUUUCAUAUGGAGCCAACUUGGAAAAAAAUUACAAUGCUGGCAUUGUUAAAUCCAUCCCAAGUGGGUUUUUGCCUCCUAUACUUCCACCUGUGGCUAUGUUUUCUGAGAUGCUGACUGCAUCGUUUUCCAUCGCUGUAGUGGCGUACGCGAUUGCAGUAUCUGUGGGGAAAGUAUAUGCCACUAAGCAUGAUUACACCAUCGAUGGGAACCAGGAAUUCAUUGCCUUUGGGAUCAGCAACAUCUUUUCUGGAUUCUUCUCUUGUUUUGUGGCCACCACUGCCCUGUCCCGCACAGCCGUCCAGGAGAGCACUGGAGGAAAGACACAGAUUGCUGGCAUCAUUUCGGCUGGGAUUGUGAUGAUCGCCAUUGUUGCCUUGGGGAAGCUUCUGGAACCCUUGCAGAAGUCUGUCUUGGCAGCAGUUGUAAUUGCCAACCUGAAAGGGAUGUUUAUGCAGGUGUGUGACAUUCCUCAUCUGUGGCGGCAGAAUAAGACUGAUGCUGUAAUCUGGGUGUUUACAUGCACAGUGUCCAUCAUUUUGGGGCUGGACCUGGGUCUACUAGCUGGCCUUUUAUUUGGACUAUUGACUGUGGUCCUGAGAGUUCAGUUUCCUUCAUGGAAUGACCUUGGAAACAUCCCUAGCACAGACAUCUACAAAAGUACCAAGAAUUACAAAAACAUUGAAGACCUUCAAGGAGUAAAGAUUCUUAGAUUUUCUGGUCCUAUUUUUUAUGGCAAUGUGGAUGGUUUAAAAAAAUGUAUCAAGUCCACAGUUGGAUUUGAUGCCAUUAGAGUAUAUAACAAGAGGCUGAAAGCACUAAGGAGAAUACAGAAACUCAUCACAAAAGGGCAAUUAAAGGCUACAAAGAAUGGCAUCAUAAGUGAUGCUGGUUCAUCAAAUGCUGCUUUUGAGCCUGAUGAAGAUAUUGAAGAUCCGAAAGAACUUGAUAUCCCAACCAAGGAAAUUGAGUUUCAAGUGGACUGGAACUCUGACCUUCCAGUCAAAGUGAAUGUUCCCAAAGUGCCAAUCCAUAGCCUCGUGCUUGACUGUGGAGCUGUGUCUUUCCUGGAUGUUGUUGGAGUGAGGUCUUUGCACAGGAUUGUUAAAGAAUUCCAAAGAAUUGAUGUGAAUGUAUACUUUGCAUCACUUCAAGAUCAUGUUAUCAAACAGAUGGAGCGAUGUGGUUUCUUUGAUAACAAUAGAAAGGACAUAUUCUUUUUGACUAUUCAUGAUGCCAUACUUUAUCUACAGAAUCAGGUUAAAGACCAAGAAGGACAAGACUCCAUUUUAGAAACAAUCACCCUCAUGCAAGACUGCAAAGAUCCUCUUGAAUUAAUGGAAGGAAAGAUGACUCAGGACGAACUUGAUGUCCAGGAAGAGGCUAUGCGUAGCCUGGCUUCCUGAAAGUGGACUCAGGAGGUCACUGCAAGCAAGGACUGUAAGACAGAACUGACCCACUGACAACACCCUAGCCAAACAAUUUCUGCAUUGACCACUUCUUUGGACUUGAAAUGCUCAUUCUUUUUCUAUUAUAUUUUUAAAUCUUUUGAGUUUUUACACAUCUUAAUCACUGAACAAAAAAAGCAUUAAGAUUAUUUUCAUGCUUUAUUUAUAAAAUCAACAGCUUACCUCUAAAAUAUGCAAAAUGGUGAAGAGAAUAACCCAGGCAAAUUAGCACUGUCCAGCAUGUGCUGCUAUUGUAAUAUGCUGCUGGUCCCCCAGAGCAAGACCUGGUGUGUUCCCCAGGUACUGGAGUCUCUGCUCAGAUGUCAGACGUGUUGACCUGAUGGCCUCCACAGACAGGUGAGCCACAGGACGCAUCACAGGAAAAAUCAGUCUCUGACAGACCUGCUAUCCGUGAGCUGCACUAUCACAGCGUAAGGCCAAGUUUAGUGAAUGCUGAAAUAGUUAUUAAUGCACUUACCAAUAAAAGCCUUAAGUAAUGUUUGGUAAAAAAGCCAGUUUUAAGAAUGAAAGUUUAGUUAAUACGUUGUUCCAGCCAUGUGGCAUGGGCCUAUAAUCUCAACACUCUGAGAGGCUGAGGCAGGAGGCAAUAGCCAGUGAGACCUUGUCUCAAAAUAAUGAAGUGUUUUUAUAUGUGACCAGAUGUAUAACCAGAAUUCAUGGUCUCUUUGAUGCUGGAAAUGGUUCGCUUAAAAGCUAUAUAGAACCUGGCUAUUUUUAAAAAUACUGAUGCAGACAAGUGAAACAGAUAAGAUGAUUUUCAUUGUUUAUAGAAAUAAAUUUUCAACAUGAUACUCAUGGAUCACAGUUAAAAGAAAAUACAAUAGAGUAGCUAGAAAAUGCAGUUUAAACUUAGUCUUACAGAAAUGAUCAUUGUGUGAAGGUAUAUAUAGAUAUGGUCUAUUUAACAUCUAACUGAAAACUGCUAUUUUGAGCAAAAACAAUUUCCAUACAAGACCACGGGUGAUGAAAAUGAGCUUACAUUUUUCUCUAAAUAUUUAGCAGUAUGUAAGAUAAAUAAUUUUUCACUGA
Fukomys damarensis (Damara mole-rat) is the source of this 3543-nucleotide messenger RNA. RefSeq names its product solute carrier family 26 member 4 (gene Slc26a4). Gene Ontology annotation, cellular component: membrane. The record is from RefSeq and is a predicted model, not a curated record. Gene Ontology annotation, molecular function: chloride transmembrane transporter activity; sulfate transmembrane transporter activity; oxalate transmembrane transporter activity. Lineage: Eukaryota; Metazoa; Chordata; Mammalia; Rodentia; Bathyergidae. Bases 1 to 2451 code for a protein of 816 amino acids. The transcript has 21 exons. Gene Ontology annotation, biological process: transmembrane transport.